UAAUGAUUUCACCACUAUCAGAAAAACAGGACAAGAAAGCAACAAUGCGAGCUCAGGCUUAUCAGAAUCUCAAUGGUAUUUCAAUAUUCCUUUUUGGUGGCAUCGAGUGCAAGCUAUGUAAUAGCUGACUUAGAAAACUACAUGAAGGGGUCAAAGAUCAAGUGGACUUCAGGAAUUCAAUGUUGUGGUAUACGUUACAAUCUGCUUUCUGUAGGUAUGGCUCAGUCAUUUUGGCCCAAUCAGAUUGCCGUUUAUCAGUUUUCGUAUACCGCAAAACACUCUCCACUCGGACACGUAUGACAAACAAGAUUAUAGUCCUGUCAUUCAAUAGGAAAAAUACCUAAAUUUAAGUUCAAUCACUUUACUACAAGUACAUUACAAUUUUUAAAAUGAUAGGUCGACUUCGGGUCGAUUAGCACUCGAACCAAGUUUCAUAUAUUUCCUGUAUGGCGCCAUCAGACGAUAUCGCUGUAAAGCCCGUAGUGUGUUGCACUGGUUAGCCCACAACCGGUAUGCCCGCGCUUGUUCUAUGAAUUUAAUCAAUUGCAUUGAUGACGUUUGUAAUUAAAUAAAAUAUCAACAAUUUAAUGUAAUUCAGUGCUGAAUCAUUUGCAGCAUUCACUUUUGAGCUAAAGAAUUCAAGGUUAUCUAUUAAAUGAAUAACUGAACGCAGCCCGCCAUCAGUGCGCCUGCAACUUUGCAAUUGCCGAAUGGCCUGAUGAUGGGAAAUGGUGAUCACUGAUCAGUUGUUCGUUCCGUCAUCCCGUCCGCCUGACGAUCAUUGGAUUAAAAAUAAGGAAAAUACCUUCUGGUAUAUUUGAAAUUCAAAUGAAAGAUGCCUCGAUCUGUGGAUGGAAUCGCGACAUUCCGUUGAUAAUAAAUUUACUAUUGUGAAGCUUAAAAACGAAACGUCGGAUUAAAUCGACGCGAGUUUUACAGUGUUUUGGUGUCGCCUCCAUUUUAUAAUAAACUCGAUCGCUUAUUAUCCCCCGAGAGAAGCGGGGGUUUCAUGGCUAUUUUGCACGCUAAUAAAUCAUCAGCGAAUCUCCUGUAGUCUAAUCUUGAUCCUUCAUAACUGGAAUUGUUCGAUAUUAGUCGCUAUUUGUGUCAGAAUCCGUGUCGUGUCUUGUGCCCCCUUCCCCUUGUCAUUUCUUCUGACCCCGUGUCCACCGUCCGCCCUGGCUAGUCGGUGCGUGAAUGACUUCGUAUAAACUUUGUAAAUGUUUACGGAAAUACAAAUUAACACUGACUCAAUUUUUGAGUGUUUUUGAAUCGUAUAGUUGAACAAGGAUCCUGACGAUCCCUAGCAAAAAUGAUGAAGAGCGGCUCACUGCCCAAGAAAGAGAAAAUGCGGAUACGCGCUUUUCCGAUGGCUAUGGAUGAGAAAUUCGUCCAAAGUAUUUGGGCGUUGCUCAAGAAUGCUAUACAAGAAAUUCAGAAAAAAAACAAUUCUGGUCUGAGUUUUGAGGAGCUUUAUCGUAAUGCCUAUACAAUGGUCCUCCACAAACAUGGAGAACGUCUUUACACGGGUUUGAAAGAGGUCGUUACACAGCAUCUCGAAUCGAAGGUUCGAGAAGACGUCCUUAGAUCUCUCCACAACAAUUUCCUUCAAACUCUAAAUCAGGCUUGGAACGAUCAUCAAACAUCCAUGGUCAUGAUCAGAGAUAUUUUAAUGUACAUGGACAGAGUUUACGUACAACAACACGAUGUUGACAACGUCUAUAACUUGGGCCUCAUUAUUUUCAGGGAUCAGGUAGUAAGGUACGGUUGUGUCAGAGAUCAUUUGCGCGAGACACUGCUAGGGAUGGUAGCACGUGAAAGAAGGGGAGAGGUCGUAGAUCGAAUUGCAAUAAAAAAUGCUUGCCAGAUGCUGAUGCUGCUUGGAAUAAACUGUCGCCAAGUUUAUGAAGAGGAUUUUGAAAGACCUUUCUUACAACAAAGUGCAGAAUUUUACAGGAUGGAGUCACAGAAAUUUCUUGGUGAGAACAGCGCCUCCGUGUACAUCAAGAAAGUUGAGGCAAGGAUCGGCGAAGAGUCCGAAAGAGCUAAACACUACUUAGACGAAUCUACAGAGCCGAGAAUAGUGGAAGUAGUCGAAGAAGAAUUGAUUAAAAUUCACAUGAAAACCAUCGUUGAGAUGGAGAACAGUGGAGUUGUGCAUAUGCUGAAAAAUCAGAAGACGGAAGACCUAGGUUGCAUGUACAAAUUGUUUUCAAGAGUCACAGAUGGUUUGCGUACAGUUUCUGAUUGUGUGUCGCAGUUUCUAAGGGAACAGGGGCGUGCCCUUGUCCAGGAGGAGCAUGAGCCGACCACGAAUGCUAUUCACUUUGUUCAAAAUUUACUGGAUCUCAAAGACCGCUUUGAUCAUUUUUUGUACCACUCUUUUAACAAUGACAAACUCUUCAAACAAAUGAUAGCCUCAGAUUUUGAACACUUCCUUAAUCUCAAUGCAAAGAGUCCGGAAUAUCUGUCGCUUUUCAUAGAUGAUAAACUCAAAAAAGGUGUCAAGGGGAUGACAGAGCAGGAAAUCGAGGGCGUUUUAGACAAGACAUUGGUCCUCUUUAGAUUCCUCCAGGAGAAGGAUGUCUUUGAACGAUAUUACAAGCAGCAUCUAGCCAAGCGACUCCUUCUUAACAAAUCUGUCUCCGAUGAUAGCGAAAAACAUAUGAUCUUCAAGCUCAAGACUGAAUGUGGUUGUCAGUUUACGUCUAAGCUAGAAGGAAUGUUCAAGGACAUGACAGUCAGCAACACUAUAAUGGAGGAGUUCAAGGAGCACGUUCUGACUUCUGGCACGAGUCUCCAUGGAGUUGAUUUGAGCGUCAGAGUGUUGACGACUGGAUUCUGGCCGACCCAGUCAGCGACGCCAAAGUGCACAGUUCCUUCUGCACCCCGAGAAGCGUUCGACGCGUUUCGAUGUUUUUACCUCGCAAAGCACAGUGGUCGUCAGCUGACGCUACAACCUCAAUUAGGUUCGGCAGACUUGAACGCGGUUUUCCAUGGACCUCGUAAGGAGGACUCCAACGGCGGAGGCCUCGACGCGCCCUCGUCUUCUAGUUCCAUAGCCAAUAGCAGUGGUAGUCUUUUGAGUCAGCGUGCCAGCAACGGUGGAAAUCCACGAAAACAUAUUAUCCAAGUUUCAACUUACCAGAUGUGCGUCCUCAUGCUGUUCAACAAUAGAGAUCGAUUGACUUACGAGGAAAUUCAAAACGAGACCGAUAUACCCGAGCGCGAUUUGGUUAGAGCGCUUCAAUCGCUUGCAAUGGGAAAAGCGACCCAAAGAGUCCUCCUCAAACAUCCAAGGACCAAGGAAAUCGAACCGUCUCAUUGUUUCAGCAUAAAUGAUAGCUUUACCAGUAAACUUCAUCGGGUGAAAAUCCAGACAGUUGCUGCAAAGGGAGAAUCUGAGCCAGAGAGAAGAGAAACUAGAAAUAAGGUCGACGAAGAUCGAAAGCAUGAAAUAGAAGCUGCCAUUGUGCGAAUAAUGAAGGCGCGUAAGAAAAUGCCGCACAAUAUCCUUGUAACCGAAGUCACGGAGCAGCUACGCGACAGAUUCCUGCCAUCUCCAGUUAUCAUAAAAAAACGUAUCGAAGGACUCAUCGAGCGAGAUUACCUGGCGCGGACUGAAGACAGAAAAGUCUACACCUACGUCGCUUGAGCUGCGUCCUUAUUGUCUCCGGAAGUGUACAAAUGCGUAAGUGGCCAGCCUCGUCGAAUGAGGCGCGAUACAUACGAUAUCGUAGUAGUAUCGUUCCUAAGUAUAAUUCAAUAUUUGGAUAAUUUCCUGGCGAUCGUUAAUUAUAUUUACCUUCCUUCCCUUAUCGUAGAGACAGAAGAAAAAGAAAAGGAAAAAAAAAAAACAGAAAAACAAAUAAAUAAGUCAUAGAAAAAUAAAUGCAAUUUUUUACAUUCGAUACGAGUUACGAUAUAUGUAAUUUUUUUUUUUUUUUCUUUCCUUUCAUUUGAUUUGUCGUUGAGCAUAUAGCUUACGUUUUUCGUAAUAUACACACGCUCGUAACAAAUCCAUAAUUAGAAAUCAAAACGAAUUGAAGUCGGAAGGUUUAUUUUGUCUUUUUUCCAGAACCUGCCGGCCUGGAUCUUAAAGAAUUCUGGGCCGAUAUGAUAAAUAUUUUGGACAAAAUUCUAGCAAAAGAAAAUGAAAUAAACAGAAACAAAGGAUAGCAAACCAUCACUGCUAACGAUAUAGACAUAAUUAUUAUAAAGAAUUUAAAUUAUUCCAGAUCCAAUAACAAAAUACUUACUUAUAACUACAUAAAUUUUACAUGUCAUCUAUCCUCGUCCAAAAAUUUUUCCUCGAUCUUCUCACAUUGCCCGUAGAAUUCGAUUCUUUUUUUUUAAGAAAACCAAAAAAAAAAGAUAAAGAGAAAAUAACUUAUAACGAGAUGAAACUAGAAAAAUGAAAUUAAUUAAUAAAAAUAAUACUAAGGAUCAUCAAUGAAUGACCUUCAUUCUUUACUUGAGCGAUCGUGACAAGUAUGAAAUUGGAAUUAAAUAACAAAGCAGCGAUAGUAAUGAUUCUUUUCCAAGUGCUAAUUCAUAGUGUCGUUUUAAUUAUUCACUGCGGGUGAUUAAUUUUUGAAAUGCUGUGUAUGUUUCCGAGUGUGAGUGGUGAGCAAGUGUGUUGAGUAUGUAUCUUCACAAAUAUUGUAUGUGGUGAAUGAAGAGAUAAAAAAUUCAAAAGUGACAGAAAAAAAACAGAAAAAAUAAUGAGACAGUUGUAUCAAUAAAUGGAUUUAAAUACAAUUUCGAUCAUGAAACGAC
Molecule: messenger RNA, 4779 nt
Organism: Athalia rosae (coleseed sawfly)
Lineage: Eukaryota; Metazoa; Arthropoda; Insecta; Hymenoptera; Athaliidae
Gene: Cul3
Product: cullin-3-A
Exons: 11
Coding region: 1313-3655 (780 amino acids)
Biological process (GO): ubiquitin-dependent protein catabolic process; protein ubiquitination
Cellular component (GO): Cul3-RING ubiquitin ligase complex
Molecular function (GO): ubiquitin protein ligase binding
Source: RefSeq, a predicted model, not a curated record